Molecule: messenger RNA, 3579 nt
Organism: Oncorhynchus kisutch (coho salmon)
Lineage: Eukaryota; Metazoa; Chordata; Actinopteri; Salmoniformes; Salmonidae
Gene: dusp6
Product: dual specificity phosphatase 6
Exons: 3
Coding region: 968-2116 (382 amino acids)
Biological process (GO): peptidyl-tyrosine dephosphorylation; regulation of heart growth; positive regulation of apoptotic process
Cellular component (GO): cytoplasm; cytosol
Molecular function (GO): MAP kinase tyrosine phosphatase activity; MAP kinase tyrosine/serine/threonine phosphatase activity; protein tyrosine/threonine phosphatase activity
Source: RefSeq, a predicted model, not a curated record
UUCCAAAAUUCAAUCGUGCCUCCUGUCCCCAAAUAAAUUGUCUCUAAAACUCUGCCUCACCGUGCAAUAAACUUGUCAUAGCGCAACUUUGGCAUUAAGAAAUCUGAGCACAAGGUAGGAUCCCCCUCUACGCACUAAAGUAAUAGCCCUCUCCUUCCUUCCCCUGCAGUGCCACUUCUGUUUGUUUGAACUCACUUUAUCCGGAGCGGAAAUUCUUAGCUUUUUUUUUGUGAAUGACAAAGUUAUUAACAAUUCAUCACCACAGUCCGUUCCACCCGGCCCCGUUUCCAGGGCGACGACUGCUCGGCACCCUCUGAUUGGCUGGCCGAUAUAAUGUAUCCAUUGAAACGCCUCGGGUUUGUAACCAUUCACUAGUUUGGCGCUGCAGAGAGCACAUCGAGGAACCAGUGUCGACAAGAACAAAAUACGCUUAUUCACAACGAGAACGUUGGGAAUAGACGACAACAGAAUACAAUAUUGGAAAUGCAAGUGCUUUGCAUCUGUAACUGAACUGCAAUCAAUCCCUCUUAUUUAGAUUUUUACAGAAGAAUAAUAUUUUCUAUGCGAAAGCGGCAGUUAUAUAACACGAAGACAACGUCUGUGCAGGCCAGUGAGUCAUUGAUAAAUACAUGGGACAUUCUUCACGCAGCUGCAUGAAUGAGUGUUACUGCUAGUGUAGGCCUAUAGGCAAUCUACAGUCGGAUAUUUAAGAAACAAUCUUGUUUUGUUGAUUUCGUUUCAAACUAGGCCUACAAAACAGCCACGGUCGUGAGAAAAACAAUAUAUCAUUGAAUUUUUUAAAAAUUAUUCCAGAAUAUAUUUUAUCUCGAUCAGUCUGCGUUGCCGUUUCUUAAAUGAUCCAGUCCUCAUAACGUUCUGUUGUUGUGGACGUUUUUUUGCGGUAGCCUAAAAGGGACCAAGCACAUCAUUUUCCUGCAGUGAAGUGACAAUUGUUUUUUGUUGCUAAAUGCUCGACAAGCUCAAGCCCGUUCAGUUCGAAUCGGUAAUGGCUAUCAGCAAGACCGUGGAGUGGCUGCAGGAGCACCUCAAGACGCGCAAAGACUGCCUGUUGGUAAUGGACUGCAGAGCGCAGGAGCUAUACGAGUCCUCGCACGUCGAAACGGCGAUUAACGUGGCCAUCCCGAGCCUGAUGCUCCGGCGGCUGAAGAAGGGCAAUCUUUCCAUCAAGUCCUUGCUCUCAAACGGCGAGGACCGGGAGAGAUUUGCGCGGAGGUGCAAGACGGAUACCAUUGUGCUAUAUGACGAAUACAGCAGGGAAUGGAACGAAAAUGUCAACGGGGGCUCGGUGCUGGGCUUGCUCCUGAAGAGGAUGAAAGACGAGGGCUACAAGGCUUUUUACCUUGAGGGUGGUUUCAGCAAAUUCCAAGCCGAGUUCCCUGCCCAGUGCGAGACCAAUCUGGUCGGCUCUUUCAACAGCAGUUCUCCUACGGCCCAGGUGCUCGGCCUCGGGGGGUUGCGGAUAAGCUCAGACUCCUCGGAUAUCGAGUCCGACAUCGACCGAGACCCGAGCAGCGCCACAGACUCAGACGGCAGUCCCCUCUCCAACCCCCAGCCCUCCUUCCCAGUGGAGAUCCUCCCGCACCUCUACCUGGGCUGCGCCAAGGAUUCCACCAACCUGGAUAUUCUGGAAGAGUUUGGCAUCAAGUACAUUCUGAACGUGACUCCCAACCUGCCCAACAUGUUCGAGAACGCAGGGGAAUUCAAGUACAAGCAGAUCCCCAUCUCAGAUCACUGGAGCCAGAAUCUGUCACAGUUCUUCCCAGAGGCCAUUGGCUUCAUAGAUGAGGCUCGCGGUCAAAAAUGUGGCGUCCUGGUCCACUGUCUGGCCGGCAUCAGCCGCUCCGUGACGGUAACCGUAGCCUACCUCAUGCAGAAGCUCAACCUGUCCAUGAACGACGCCUACGACAUCGUCAAGAUGAAGAAGUCCAACAUCUCGCCCAACUUCAACUUCAUGGGCCAACUCCUGGACUUUGAGCGCACCCUGGGCCUGAAGAGCCCCUGUGAUAACCGGGUGGUGACCCCCACACAACCUCUGUACUUCACCACCCCCACCAACCACAACGUCUUCCAGCUGGACCCCCUGGAGUCCACGUGAGGCAGCGCCACCAUCACCCCCUUACUGGCUCCGAGGUGUAAUGAAACCUCAUGAAACGCUGAAAUGUUUCUCUACUUUAUUUCCAUCACCUGUUGUGACACGGUGACAUCAUGCCGUUGUUGACACAGUUGGCUUGAGGUGACAGCUGCCAAGCAUGGACUCUGAAGGGGGCACGUGGUCGAUCUGCCCGAGGGCUCACAAACAGCUGCUGCAAAAUGGGGACAAAUAAAGAAAGAGAGAGAAAAGAGGGGGAAGCGAAAGAAAGACAAAGCACAUUAACUUUCUAGAACCAUAUAUUGCUAUUGGACUCGAUGAGGUUUUUGCCUAAAAAAAUUAUGUCAAUGCUUUGAAAGAGACGUUAAGUGAUCUGAUGGUCAUGUGUACGUUUAGCUUCACGACGAAAGGCUGGUGUGCCAAAGAGACAUGAUUGUUGUAUCUGAACAUAUAUAUGAUUCUAAAUACUUUUUUGUUUUUUGGGCUAGCACUUGCACCGUCAUCAUUUUUGGGGUGCAUAUUACUUGUCUUCUGCGAAGACUUGCCUGUUUGGGGUUGAAACAUCCCCAGUUAGACGGCACAGUGUAUUGAACUCGAUUUUACAUGUGUGGAGUCAUUUUAAUCAUUUAUACAAGUGUAUAUAUCUUAAUAUAAAAGACAAUACAGUAAAGCCUUGUUCUUGUCUAGUAUAUACCCUUUGCAACAAGUGGGUACUGAUUAUUCUUUUUUUAAUCUUAUUUCAUGUAAGCCAACCAACUGUAUAUUGAUCAGUAUCUAAGUUUAUUAUGCCAAAAAAUGUAGGAGGUUUUCCAAGAAUCGUAAAAUUGUGUAUGUGUGUAAUAUAUAUCAUAUUUGCUUUAAAUGUAAUUUCAGCCGACAGGCGUUUUUUGCCCCCACCCUCACACAAAUCAGUCAGGUUGUAUGCCUUAGUUCUGUACAUAGAUGUGUUAUUGUGCAUUAACCCUCAAAGGGCUUUCCCCGAGCUAUGCUUUCACCUUCUAUCACAAUUCUACCCGAAUUGAACCAUAGCAAAAAUAAUUCUACAACAAAUCACUGAAACUGUCAGUGCAUGCCUAUGUUAAGAAACGUGAGUUGUAAUUUGUUAAGUUUGGUGGAAAUACCUUUAAUGAAGCCAAUUUAAGAUGGCUACUUUCUGUUGGUGUUUAGUGAGGAACAAUUAGGGUUAAUGCAAGUGAAUGCUUAUCUGUGUUCAAGGCUUACAAAGUCUGGGAGAUGUUAACAAAAAAGGAGGCCUUGCCUCUUCAGGGAAAUUCUGUGAAAUGCAGUUUUUUGUUGUUUUAGAAAAUAAUCAAAAUUAUGGGUGGAUUUGGCUUUCUCUCAUUCCUGAGAGAAGAACUGUCGGUGGGAGAAGCCAUCUUGGUUUCAACCCUCACCACUCCUCAAGUCCACACUCCUGUCUUACGAAUGUAAAGAAAUGAUAAGUUAUUAAUAAAUUACUAUUUUCUCUA